AUGGAGUUCCACUUACUUGAGAAGAGGAGCUAUCGAGUGCCGAGUAGGGCUUUGUCGAUUUGGAUGUGUGUCGGAGUGCGAGUGGCGAGCACCGAGCAUGCGUGCGGGAGACGAAGAAGAAGACUAAAGACGAGGAUGAAGAGCAAUACAAUGGGCCUGAGUGGGUGGCAUGCGAGUUGUGGCAUGGGAUCAGAGGCAGAAUCUCUGACAAAAAAUAACUAUUCUGUCUAUCCUCCACGAACAGAAAAAGGUGAAAUGGAGCAGAAUGAAAGCGGGUGCGAGCAGCCUCAAGCUCCGGCACUUUGCGUCAACAACUGUGGCUUUUUUGGAACAGCUGCAACCAUGAACAUGUGUUCCAAGUGCUACAAAGACCUCUUCUUAAAGCAAGAGCAAGCCAAACUUGCCGCCUCAUCUUUCCAGAGUAUCGUGAACGGGAGCUCGUCAAGCGUUACCGACAAGGAUUCAAUUAUCCCAGAAAAUAUCGAACCAGACGGUCCCAAAUCUGAGAUUGUGGGCCCACAAGCACCCUCUGCACUGCCCAAAGUUGAGGAAAACGAGGAAGUUAAAAAAGGUCCAAAUAAAUGCGGCAUGUGCAGGAAGCGUGUGGGCUUGACGGGCUUCACCUGUAGGUGUGGUAGUAUUUUCUGUUCUGUUCAUAGGUACUCAGACAAACAUGAGUGCACGUUUGACUAUCGUUCGGCUGGCCAAGAAGCCAUAGCCAAGGCUAACCCAGUUGUCAAGGCGGAUAAAAUCAACAAGAUAUGA
Messenger RNA from Striga hermonthica, 765 nucleotides. NCBI's taxonomy places the organism in Eukaryota, Viridiplantae, Streptophyta, Magnoliopsida, Lamiales, Orobanchaceae. The record is from the annotation of a GenBank genome assembly.